AUGGGUAAGAAAAAAAGAGAUGAAAUAAAUACGGGUAAAGAAAAAUCCGAACCGGAAAUAGAAAAGAAAAGAGCAAAAAAAGAAAUAAUAAUAAAAACGGAUAAUAAGGAAAAACAACAACAACAACAACAACCGCCAAAGAAACAAUCACGUUCAAAUGAAAAAGAAAGUAAAAAAUUAACAUCUAAUAAAGAUGGUACGAAUAAAAAUAUAAAAAGUCGAAAAUACGAAUAUACGGAUUCGAGUUCGAGUUCGGAUUCGGAAAGUGAAAAAAAUUCAAAUAAAAAUAGUAAUAAUAAUAAAAAAACCGUUACGGAUUCGAAUUCGGAUUCCGUUGAUUCGAAUACAUCGGAUAGCGGAGAUGAUUCGAGUCCCGCAUCCGAAGUGUUCAAAAAUAAUAAGAAACCGAAUAAUAAAAAAAUGAAAGUCGAUGAUGACGUAAUUAAUAAAAACAAUACCGUAACGAAUUUGAUGAUACCCGUUAAAAAUUACGACAGAACAACGGGUGAAAAAUCAUCGAGUUCUGAUAGUUAUCACUCGGAUACGGAAGAAGAAGACAAAAAAAGAAGGAAAAAACAAAAAAAACUAUUGCAAAUGCAAUUGAAUAAAAAAACAAAUAAAAAAAAUAAUAAUAAUAAUUUCACUGUCGCGUCUGACAUUAAGCAACGAGACGUUCAAUCCGAUGCUGACGAAGAAGGCGGUGAUAAUUUAACGUCCAACAACGAUGAAGUACCAGAUUGGCCGGAAAGUGAUUAUGCGGAACUUCUUAGAAGAAUGGAAACUCAAAUACCGCCGAAAGACAAUCAAAAAUUUCAUUCAAGAGCAGCCAAAUUGGAUUGGUCAAAAAUAGCUUUUGGUGAUUACGAUGCUCACGAAUGUUACGAAGUUUGGUUGGCCAUAUCGAAAAGAGUUAGAAGGUUUAGAAUAUUAUCCGAAAUACUUCAGGAUGCCAGAGAAUGGGUCACGAAACCCUGGACAAAUUUUUACAGGGGUUCUAAAAAGAAUCGUCAUCCUGAUAUGCCACCAAGACCAUUGUCGACAUACAUGUUAUAUUAUCUCGAACAAAAAGAUAAAGUUGUAAAAGAAAAUCCAGGAAUGGAAAUGACACAGGUUUCCAAAAUUAUAUCGGAAAUGUAUAAGAAUUUGUCACAAGAAGAGAGAGACAAAUAUACGGAUUUGGCGGCUAAACAAAGGCAAAAUUUCGAUGUGAAAUUAUCGGAAUUUUAUAGGGAACACCCGGAAAUAGCUCAACAACAGCAACAGAGAAAAAUACAAGGGAAAGAAAGUAGUACAAAGGGUCCCAGGAAAGCAAGCAAUCCCUUUAAAUUGUUUUUUCAAGAACAAUUAAAAAAACACGAAGGAGGAUUUUCAGCAGAAGAUAGAAAAACCGUCGAAGAAACUGCAAAGGAAAAAUGGAAAAACAUGAGCGAUGAAAAGAAAUUAAUUUGGAUUGAUUGGGCACUUCAGGAUCAUAAAAGAUACGAAGACGAAAUGAGAGUUUAUAGAUUGGAACAUCCCGAUUACGUUCCACCCAAUUCAUCCAAAUCAAUUUUAAACAAAGACGAGAGAAAUAUUAAAGAAAGACUGGCUGGAAAACCGGUGAAACCGCCCAAUUCAGCAUAUAGUUUAUACUCGAGACUCAUGCUUCAAAGUGAUCCGGAUGUGAAAAGCAAACCGCCGAAACAAAGAAUGGCGGAAAUAUCGAAAAUGUGGAAAAAAAUAUCGGAAUCGCAAAAAGCACUCUACGAAAAAGAAGUCAGAGCGAUGCAAGACAGUUACAAAUUAGAUUUCGCAUCGUAUUUGGAAGGUUUAUCACCGGAAGAAAGAGAAAUUGAAUUGAAAAAAAAUCAACCGAAGAGAAAAAUGAGCGGAAGUAGUGGCAGCAACAACAAUAACAACAACAACAGCAGCAAAGUCGUGGAAGAAAAAGUUAAAAAGAAAGAAAUGAAAAAUAACGUUACGAUGAAAAACGUUAAGAGUAGUAGUAGUAGUAGUAGUAGUAACAACGAUGGCGGACGUUUGAUUUUAUUCAAAGAUGAACCUUUGCCCCCACCCGUGUUGUCCGAGUGUUCAACGAAAUUGAACGAAGGUGAAAGACUUAAGGAAGCCAUUAAAAAAUGGAACGGUUUAUCAGAAUCGAAAAAGAUGAUGUACAAGGAAAAACACAAAGAACUCAAAGACAAAUACAUAAAAAAUUAUGAAAUUUUCUUAAAGAGUUUGUCAAAGGAAGAUUUGAAAAAAUUUUCAGCGUUAAAAGCUCAAUCGAAACAUAAUGAUAAUCCCAAAGGAACGAAAGAAUCCGUGAAUGGUACCGCCGACGAUUCCAACGAGGAUUCGGACAAUGAUGAAAACGGUUCGUCAUCCGAUUCCGGUUCGGACGAUUCUGAUUCGGAUGGUUCGGGCUCGGAAAAAUCUAGCAAAUCAAGUUCUAGUUCGGAUGAUUCCAAUUGUUAA
Messenger RNA from Pediculus humanus corporis (human body louse), 2454 nucleotides. RefSeq names its product glutamic acid-rich protein precursor, putative. The transcript is spliced from 9 exons. The coding region runs from base 1 to 2454 and encodes 817 amino acids. The record is from RefSeq and is a predicted model, not a curated record. NCBI's taxonomy places the organism in Eukaryota, Metazoa, Arthropoda, Insecta, Psocodea, Pediculidae.